AUGAACGCAUUCCUCAUCCUUAAGGAUGGCCCGACUUUUAGGGGUUUGCACUUCGGAUACGACAAGUCUAUUGCCGGCGAAAUCGUUUUCCAGACAGGAAUGGUUGGAUAUGUCGAGUCAUUAACCGACCCGUCAUAUCACAGACAGAUUCUUGUGCUCACAUAUCCUUUGAUUGGAAAUUAUGGCGUUUCCGAUGUCGGAGACACCGAUGAGUUGGGACUACCGAAGUGGUUUGAAUCGUAUAAGAUUUGGCCAAUUGGUCUCAUUGUCGGCGAGUUGUCUAUGGAUUAUAGCCAUUGGAAUGCAAAACAAUCGUUAGAUCAGUAUUUGAAAGAUAAUUCUGUGCCCGGAAUUCAAGGCAUUGACACCAGAGAACUGACUAAAUAUUUGCGAAACAAAGGCAGUUGUCUCGCAAAGAUUGUUAUCAAAGACAUUGAAAUACAGAAGUCUUUGUCCUUCAAUGAUCCCAAUUUAGAUAAUCUCGUCGAAGAGGUCUCCACUAAAGAGACAAAAGUUUAUAAUGAGAAAGGAUUCCCAAGAAUACUAGCCAUUGAUUGCGGUAUAAAAUACAACCAAAUCCGAUGUUUGGCGGCAAGAGGUGCUCGGGUGGAAGUGGUUCGUUGGGACUACCCGUUCGCCAAACACACCAACAAUUUUGACGCUAUAUUCUUAAGCAACGGACCGGGAGAUCCUAACAAAUGCAUUUCAACGGUUGAAAACAUUAAGCAAAUCAUCGACAGAAAAGAUGUGUUGUGUCCUGUAUUUGGAAUAUGUUUGGGACAUCAGUUGUUGGCCAGAGCUGCCGGUGCGUCCACUUAUAAGAUGCCGUAUGGAAAUAGAGGUCACAACCAACCGGCGCUCUUCUUGGAUACAAUAAACUGUUGCAUAACAUCACAAAAUCAUGGCUUUGCUGUCGAUGUGAACUCAUUCCCGAAGAACGAGUGGAUUCCGUUGUUUACGAAUGCAAACGAUAAAAGCAAUGAAGGAAUCGCUCAUAAAUGCAAACCAUAUUUCAGUGUCCAGUUUCAUCCGGAACACACCGCUGGUCCCGAAGACAUGGAGUUUCUUUUCGAUAUCUUUUUAGAUAUUAUUAAAUCACAUUUGAAAGGAAAUAAUGAGACAUCAGUUGCCAAUAGGAUUAGUAAAUGCUUUCAAACAAACAUAUCAUUUCCGGUCGAAGAGAAGUUCAUGAAAAAUCCCAAUAAAGUAUUGAUUUUGGGUUCUGGAGGGCUGUCUAUAGGACAGGCCGGAGAAUUUGAUUACUCGGGUUCUCAAGCCAUCAAAGCACUGAAGGAGCAAAAGGUGCAGACAGUCCUCAUAAAUCCAAAUAUUGCAACCGUUCAGACAACCCCUGGUUUGGCCGAUAAGGUAUACUUUCUUCCCAUUACAUCAGACUAUGUUCAAGAAGUGAUUCGAUGCGAAAGACCCGACAGUAUUCUUCUCAUGUUUGGCGGACAAACGGCUCUCAAUUGUGGCAUUGAGUUGGAAAAGAGUGGAGUUUUAUCAGAAUAUAAUGUCGAAGUGUUGGGAACACCUAUUAGUUCUAUCAUUGAUUCUGAAGAUAGAGAGAAAUUCUCCCAAAAAGUGGCUGAAGUUGGAGGAGAAGUAGCCCCGAGUCGGGCCGCAUAUUCAGUAGAAGAGGCCCUCGUGUUUGCCAAAGAACUGGGUUAUCCUAUACUUGUCAGAUCUGCUUAUGCUUUGGGAGGCUUUGGCUCUGGAUUCGCAAACACUCCCGAAGAGCUUAAAAAGAUUGUGAACCAAGCAUUGGUUAAUUCAACUCAAGUUCUUCUGGACAAAAGUCUGAAGGGAUGGAAAGAAGUGGAGUACGAAGUGUUGAGAGAUGCCUACGAUAACUGUAUUACUGUCUGUAAUAUGGAAAACGUGGACCCAUUGGGCAUUCAUACGGGAGAGUCUAUAGUUGUGGCCCCGUCUCAAACUCUCACUAAUCAUGAGUACAAUAAGUUACGAACAAUGGCUAUAAAAGUGGUCCGACAUCUGGGAGUUAUAGGAGAGUGUAAUAUUCAAUACGCUUUGAGUCCCGUUUCCGAGAAAUUCUAUAUAAUUGAAGUAAACGCCAGACUUUCUCGAAGUUCUGCGUUGGCAUCAAAAGCCACUGGAUAUCCAUUGGCGUACAUCGCGGCCAAAGUGGCCCUCAAUAUCCCUCUUUCGCAGCUCAUAAAUAGUGUCACCACUGAGACGACCGCCUGCUUUGAGCCGGCCCUCGAUUAUUGUGUCGUUAAGAUUCCCCGUUGGGACUUAGGCAAAUUCACAGGAGUUAGUCAUCAAAUUGGAAGCUCUAUGAAGAGUAUCGGAGAGACUAUGGCAAUCGGUCGUACAUUUGAAGAGGCCUUUCAGAAAGCGUUGCGAAAUGUUGAUGAAUCUGUCAAUGGAUUUGAUCCGUAUCUCAAAAAGCAUAGCAAAGAGGAGUUGGAAUCUCCGACCGAUAAACGCAUCUUCGCUUUGGCGGCGGCGCUGAACGACAACUGGACCGUCAAAGAGCUCUACGAUAUGACUAAAAUUGACUUUUGGUUUCUCUAUAAAUUUAAGAGAAUUAUAGAUCAGUUGAAAGAAUUGGAAAAAUAUGAUUUGGAAACAAAGCCACUGACGCCUGAAAUCCUGCUAAACGCUAAGAGAUUAGGAUUUUCUGAUAAAUUUAUAGCUCAAUGCAUUGGAAGCAGUGAUUUAAUGGUCAGGAAAUUAAGGCUUGAGAAUAACAUAACACCGUAUGUUAAACGUGUGGAUACUGUUGCCGCUGAAUGGCCGGCCACUACUAACUACUUAUACUUAACAUAUAAUGCUUGUGCUAAUGACAUCGACCUCAACAGUGGAGGGGUUAUGGUAUUAGGGAGUGGUGUCUAUCGUAUUGGCUCUUCAGUUGAGUUUGAUUGUUGUGCCGUUGGAUGUGUUCAGGAACUCAAAAAGAUGAACAAAACAACAAUUAUGGUUAACUGCAAUCCAGAGACUGUGAGCACAGACUAUGAUAUGUGCGAUAAAUUAUAUUUCGAAGAAAUUUCUUUUGAGACAGUUAUGGAGAUCUAUAACAUAGAAGCACCGGAAGGAAUAAUCCUAAGUAUGGGCGGACAACUGCCUAAUAAUAUUGCAAUGGAUUUGUUCCGACAAAACGUCAGAAUAUUAGGCACUUCUCCCGAAUCGAUAGAUAACGCGGAAAAUAGGUUCAAAUUUUCGCGAAUACUCGACAAUAUAAAGAUACGACAACCCGUUUGGGAAAACAUCACUGAUAUAGAGAGAGCGAAAAAGUUUUGCCUAAAGAACGGCUAUCCCUGUAUUGUUCGGCCCUCAUAUGUACUGUCGGGUGCGGCCAUGAAUGUGGCGAAUUCGGCCAAAAAUUUAGAAAACUAUUUGAAAGAAGCGACGGCUGUCUGUAAGGAACAUCCGGUCGUAAUCUCAAAGUUCAUAAACGAUGCCAAAGAGAUAGAUGUGGAUGCGGUGGCCCAGGAGGGCUCACUUGUAUGUAUGGCUGUCUCUGAGCACGUAGAGAACGCAGGCGUCCAUUCGGGUGACGCCACUCUCAUGACUCCUCCUCAAGACUUGACAGACAUAACUCUGGCCAACAUUCGCAAGAUAUGUGAAGCCAUCGGCAAAGAGCUGUUAGUGAACGGGCCCUACAAUAUGCAACUCAUUGCCAAAGACGAUGACUUGCAAGUGAUUGAAUGCAAUCUUCGAAUCUCACGAUCCUUUCCAUUCGUGUCGAAGACAUUGGACUGCGAUUUGGUUGCUUUGGCCACACGAGUCAUAAUGGGAGUGACAGUCACCCCCAUUGAUCCCUAUCCGGGAAAGGAGUCGCGCACUGGGUUUUAUAGCUCGACAAGAGUUGGUGUAAAAGUACCGCAAUUCUCGUUCUCUCGACUCAGUGGAGCGGAUGUGACACUCGGGGUAGAGAUGGCCAGCACUGGAGAGGUGGCCUGUUUUGGAGAGAACCGAUGGGAAGCAUAUCUCAAAGCAAUGCUUUCUACAGGUUUUCGAAUUCCUAUUAAAAAGAGAGCAUUGCUUUCCAUAGGACAGCACCGGCAGAAAGUAGAGCUUUUGCCCAGUAUUAGGACAUUAGCUAAAAUGGGAUUCCGAUUGUUCGGUAGUUUAGGAACCGCUGACUUCUAUAAUGGAGAGGGUAUUGAUGUGGAAGCCGUUGAGUGGCCUUUCGAUGACGAGGACAAAGUGUGUCGAUUCAAAGAUAUCGCCCAAUACUUGUCGACUAAAGAGUUUGAUUUAGUGAUAAAUUUGCCGAUGAGAAGCACUGGUGCCCGAAGAGUGUCGACAAUCGGUUAUUACGCGCGAAGAUUUGCAGUCGACUAUUCAGUUCCCUUAAUAUCAGACGUCAAAUGCACUAAACUAUUGGUUGAGGCGUUGAGACUAAUUGAUGGCAAACCUGCAGUGAAGACACACAUUGAUUGUUUGACCGCUAGAAAGAUAAUAAGACUGCCGGGGCUUAUAGACAUACACGUCCACCUCAGAGAACCAGGUGAUAGUCAUAAAGAGGACUGGCAAAGUGGAACAGGAGCUGCACUGGCCGGUGGAUUCACUUUGAUUGGAGUCAUGCCAAAUACAAAGCCUCCGAUCACUAAUUCAGACAAUUAUGGUCUGGUGUCCAAACUGGCGACUGCUGGCGCUAAAUGCGAUUAUGCAUUGUAUUUGGCGGCCACGGCUGACAACUCUAAAAUUGUGUCCAAAAUGGCUCAAAACAAUCGAGUCUUAUCUUUAAAGAUGUAUUUAAAUAACACUUUCGGAGACCUAUGUCUGCCUGAUAUGACUGAUUGGAUGAAACAUUUGCAAAACUGGCCAAAAAAUAUUCCUAUUUGUGUUCACGCGGAGAGACAGACAACCGCUGCCAUCAUAUCUUUGGCACAUCUCUACGACCAACCCAUUCAUAUCUGUCACGUCGCCCGAGAAGAAGAGAUUCUUGUGAUUAAAGCUGCAAAAGAGAAGGGCAUGAAAGUGACGUGUGAAGUAUCACCACAUCAUCUGUUCCUUUCUGAAGAGAACAUUGAAAGUAUUGGUGGUCUGCAGAGGAGUACUGUUAAGCCUUCUUUAGUGUCGCUCAAGGAUCAGAAAGCCUUAUGGGAUAACAUGGAUGUAAUCGAUGUGUUCGCGUCAGAUCACGCCCCACAUCUGGUCUCUGAGAAGGACGGGUCCGACUCUCCGCCCGGCUUUCCGGGACUGGAGACAACUCUUCCUCUUUUGCUAACUGCUGUCAAAGAAAACAGAUUAACGAUCAAUGAUCUGAUUAAAAGGAUGUAUUUGAAUCCAAAGCGAAUAUUCAAUAUUCCGGACCAAAAGAAUACAUACAUUGAAGUGGAUUUGGAUGAGGAGUGGGUAAUACCAGAAGCGAUGCCCUUCUCGAAGGCCCGUUGGACUCCAUUUAAUGGUAAAAAAGUGUUCGGAAGAGUUCGUAGAGUUGUGUUGAGGAAUGAAGUGGUCUUUGUUGACGGACGGGUGUUAGUGUCCGCUGGAUUUGGACGCAAUAUAUUCCAUACGGAACUGUCUUCAGCUCAGACGUCAACUGAAAAUACAAUUGGUUUUGAUUUAUUGGACAGUAAUAUAAGUGAAGAGAAAACACUCGAAGGAAACGAUCGACGAAUACAACAGACAACAGAACUUUAUUCAGAAAUGUUUAAAGAACUUGGAAUUCCAUCUCAAAGUCAACUCAAACCACUUUCAGUGGUGCUCAGCAGCCCCUCUACUAUCAAAUUGACGGCUGCCUUAUCUCCAGUUCCCAUUUCUAGCGGUCAUCACAGUCUUUACGGUCAACACAUAUUAUCAGUCGAAGACUUCAAUCGGGAACAGUUGCACGAGUUAUUCAAUUUGGCUCAUAAAAUGAGAUUAUGUGUCGUCAAUGACAGACCUCUGGAGAGAGACAACAAUCAGAUCAUUCAUCUGAACGACAUAUUGAAGGGCAAAGUGAUGGCUUCGAUCUUCUAUGAGGUCAGCACAAGAACGAGCUGUUCAUUUGCAGCAGCGAUGCAACGAUUGGGCGGUUCUGUCAUAUAUCUCAACGAAGAAUUCUCUUCUGUUAAAAAAGGCGAAUCUCUUGAAGACUCAGUUUACGUGUUAUCCAAUUACAGUGAUGUUGUUGUGCUGAGACAUCCUGAAAAGGGAGCCGUCUAUAGAGUGGCCAACUCUAGGAAGUGGACCAAAUCUAUUAUAAAUGCUGGCGAUGGAGUUGGAGAGCACCCGACACAAGCACUGCUCGAUGUGUUCACUAUAAGAGAAGUGAUCGGAACUGUUAACAACUUAGUGAUAACACUUGUAGGAGAUCUGGCUAACGGGCGAACUGUGCACUCAUUGGCGCGUUUACUGACCCAUUACAGCAAUAUAUCGCUUCAAUUCGUAUCUCCAGUUCAGCUCCGAAUGCCUCAAGAAGUUAAGGAAUACUUAAGGAAGAGAGGCAUUGGAUUCCAAGAGAUGACGUCUUUGGUGGAGGCCUUACCCGAUACGGAUGUGCUGUAUAUGACACGUAUUCAAAAGGAGAGAUUUGUGAGCGAACAGGAAUACCGGGCCUGUUGUGACCACUACAUAGUCACCCCUCAGCUCAUGACAAAAGCUAAGCCUAAGAUGAUUGUUAUGCAUCCAUUACCACGAGUUAAUGAAAUACAACCUGACUUUGAUUCAGACAAAAGGGCCGCAUAUUUCACUCAAGCAGAAAACGGAAUGUACGUCAGAAUGGCUCUAUUGGCUAAAAUCUUUGGCAAAUGUUAAACAAAUUUACAAUUUAUUGAUUGCAUAAUUUUUUUUAUUACUUUUCAAAAAUAAUGAUAUUCUAUAUCACAGUAUUGAUUGCUACAAAAGUAUAACAAUAUUAUUCUUUACCCUAUUUAACCAAUUGUUCAUUGUUUGCGAGACUAGAAGUCGUGCC
Messenger RNA from Oppiella nova, 6868 nucleotides. The record is from the annotation of a GenBank genome assembly. NCBI's taxonomy places the organism in Eukaryota, Metazoa, Arthropoda, Arachnida, Sarcoptiformes, Oppiidae.